Molecule: messenger RNA, 4578 nt
Organism: Sycon ciliatum
Lineage: Eukaryota; Metazoa; Porifera; Calcarea; Leucosolenida; Sycettidae
Exons: 14
Coding region: 256-3273 (1005 amino acids)
Source: RefSeq, a predicted model, not a curated record
CGUACACCCCUGCACAUAGCCUGCGAGGAAGGCUUUCCUGAGUGUGCUGAGAUAUUGUGCAAUGCUAAAGCGCAGGUUAAUUCAAUAGACUCUCUGGUUCGUACACCUCUCCACAUAGCCUGCAAGGAAGGCUUUCCUGAGUGUGCUGAGAUAUUGUGCAAUGCUAAAGCGCAGGUUAAUUUGAGAGACUAUGGCCAUGAUACUCCACUUGAUCUGGCAUUGCGAGGAAGGCAUACAGAGGUUGUGUCCAUCAUAAUGAAGUACAUCCGUACUCUGCUAAGCAAUCAAGAGGUUGUAGCUUUUCUCUGUGGUCGCGCAAGAAAAAUCUCAUGGAUAAGCUAUUCUAGUCAUUGGAUUCCUGUCAUGGAGACCAUUCUCGAUUGCAUUAGCAAUGUGUCCGUCAAGUUGUUGGAUAUGGAAGGCUGGGUUGGAGCAUUUUCCGCACUCAGUUAUGACUGUAUCCGACAACUCAUCAAGAUGGCGGCUCAACAGCACAAGCUUCGGGCGACAUUAGUACAAAUACUGGUCAAACGACGUAUGGAGAACUGCAAACGCAAGACACAUCUAGUGGUGCGUCUGCUUGGCCCCCCAGGCAGUGGAAAAACGUCACUACUCAAGUCGUUGCACAAGCGUCACACGUUCUACGACAGGUUGGUCUACUUCGUUUGGCGUGAUCAGGGGGACCGAAUCGAGAGUGCGCGAACCCGCGGAAUCGAGCGCUUUUACCACGAAGGCAUCGUUUUUCUCGAUCUAGGUGGCCAAUACCGAUAUAUGAGUAAUCACCAACGCCUGACAAAGUUUUCCACCGUCCCAGCAGUGAAUAUCAUCACUGUUUCCAGCGUGGAGACGAAGGUAUGUGUACGUCAUUCGGCUCGCCAGUGGUGUAACUUCAUAGCAUGCAGCUGUGAAGAUGGUGAGGAGAAAGGCAAUGGGGAAGGAGGGAGCGGCAAGACAGCCAACAAGGUGCUCAUGGUAGCUUCCCGGCGAGACAAAGCUGGAGAAUCGCAGCGUGAUGUAGUCAGCGCCGAAUGUGAGCUUCUGAAGGAUACAAUGGGCGAUCAUCUUCAGUUCAUGGACCAGCCUGUGAUCUUUGUCAAUGGUGUUGACGAGAAUUGCGAUGGUGUGGCAAAGGUGCGAGACAUCAUCGAGGAAAUGAAGAGAGAGGUGAAGGAACCAGAUACUCCCAUGUCCAUAGUCGAGUACUUCCUGGAAGAUAUCCGCCUUAAGUUCAAGGAUACACCUGCUGUCAGCCUGGAGGAAUUCACUACGGUACUAGCCAAUCUCAUCUUAGGUGAAAGGUUCGAAGCAGAAGAUUGGAAACUGGUGAACAGAAUGGUAGCCAUUGCAGUCGACCUGGAGCAAGAUCUCCAUGAUCUACACCAGAAAGCCGAGGUUUUCUUUUUCGCCCACGUGCAGCUUGUGGUGCUGGAACCAACCUGGCUGAUGAGUGACAUCUACAGCAAACUUUACACACCCACCUAUCAGCCAUCAUCGUUCAUCACUUGUAAUGAGUUUGGCUUUGCGAAGCGCAGCAAUGUCGAGCAGGUUCUGGGCAACUGUACCAACUCUACGGUAAAGUUACCCGGGGAUAAGGUGCUUGAGAUUGCUCAGCAGCUGGGAAUGUGUCAUCUAACGGAUCACGGCAAUGAGGUGAUGAUACUGCCGGCCCAGGCAGAGAGCCGCACAGCUGCCCACUGGCCAGUUGCCGAUGAGAAGAUUCACCGCCACUACAUGUACACCGGUCGCCGCCUGCACUGCAGAUCCGGGAUCGCCAUGAGUGCAGCCUUGAUGCCAGCCAUCCAGCACUCCAUCCUGACCGAGCUCUGUGAGAGCGGAGAUAGAUGCCCAGUUUGGCAAGGUGGCAUACGUGUCGUCAUGAAUCGCUAUCCACAGGUCGACACGCUGGUAGAGAUCCCCGCCGGACAGCUGGCACUCAACGUCGUGACACGUGGUUACGACAAGAAAGACGUCGCGUUCUUUCAGGAGAUGGUCUGGCAUCACAUCUUGAAGCUGCCACAGCAAUUGUCACCCGGCUCUAGAGUCGACAUGGUGUUUGAAGAUGAUGAGCAGCUAAGUAGCAGUGGGCAUCUUCGGAAGCUAGACCAGCAAGGAGAGCUCAAUGCCGCGAUGGCAUUUCUUGCUAGCGACCACAUCCGUGCCACGCAUCUCUUUCCUCCUGCUGCGAAGGAUGUUGGCGCUGAUCAACGUCGCAAAGACCCACGCUUGACACACGAGUAUGCUGGCUCAGCUGAUUGCCAGAAUGCCAGUACGAUUGAAGAACGUCGUCGAGCCUCUCGUCUUUGCUCUGCUCUCUAUCAGCACCGUAUCUUGCUUAACCAAGACUUCCCUCUGGUCGAGUGCUUGCGGAGGCUGAACCAGAGAGGAAAGUUGAAGGAAGCCUUCAAGGAUGACGUCGAUGAGAAGGUCAGGGAACAUCGCCCGAGUGAUGCCGCCGACAUGUUCCGCCAGGGCAUUUGCGACUUACCUGACAGUGUAGUGUUGAGCCUGGUGGACGAUGUGCUACCCGAACUACCGGCUGCAAACACUGUCUACAGGGCGGUGAAACACUGUCCUGGGUACUCAAAGUGCAAAAUACCUCCUCAUCAUACUCAUGCGGCCGAUGUUGGGGUGAGUUCUGGCAUGCAGUGUUCGGCAUCAUCUGACAAUCCGUUUGACCUGGAGAGGUUUGUGUGUGACAUUCAACCAUGGUUGAACAAAGUUGACGCAGAUGUACUGCGGCGGAUGGUGGUCAAGAAACAUCUCAUAACUGACAGCGCAUCAAUAGAGAGACUAAAGAGAAUUCGGUCCCGGGAUGGAGUAUCUGAUCAUAAUGAGGAGCUCAUCCAGUUGCUCAGAGCUGGUGGCCUAAAGACUUAUCGUGAUCUCGGUGUUGUCAUUGAGGAACUUGGGUAUGUGGACAAGAGCAAGGAAAUGCUCUCCAUUUUGUCCCACACAGAUGCGUUCCUGGACAAUCCGUUCAACCACCCGUCCUUCAUGCCAGACAUUCACGUGUGGCUGCAGAGCAUCCCCGCGGAUGACAUCCGUGAAGCAGCGCAGACGCAAGGUUUGCUCACGGACCACAACAUCGACAAGCUGAUACGCCCAGAUAGGUACCAGAGCAACAGGGAGCAUAACUGUGAGCUGCUUGGCAUCAUCAUGGACAAGGAGAGACAAGGUUACAUCGCGCUGUGCAGGAUGAUCCGAGCCAUCGGUCAGUAUGCGGGACGGCUGGAGCAGAUGAACAGCCUACUAGCGGAGUGCGAUCGUGUCUGAAGGGACGCACGUUUUCGUCAAAUCCGGCUCUAGUCGCAAGACCGUGUUUGCGCCUCAAAGUGGUUACAGCACUUGCGCAAGUGAUACACAAUGUCAAUACAUUUCUAUGUUAUUUUUUUUGCCUCGCCACACAUCCUGAAUGUUUUGUAUAGCAAAUUGUCCUUCUCCCGAAGCCAGUGUCAUGAUUUUCCUGUCACAUGUGACUGCCAUUUCGUUACACAUGACUGGCAGUUUCCUGCUCAAGUGCUGCUCUUUUAUCAUUUGCACGGUCGCAACAUGAGCGCAAUGAUGAAUGUUCUCCGUGGUACCUGGUACUAAAGCUGCCGCACUCGUUUCUCUUAGCACACAUCACAUCCCUGGUGUGUGUGUAAAAUGUGUGUGCGUGUGUGUGUGUGAGUGUGUGUGUGUGUGUGUGCGUGUGAGUGUGUGUGUGUGUGUGUGUGCGUGCGUGUGUGUGUAUGUGUGAGUGUGUGUGUAUGUGUGUGUGAGUGUGUGUGUGUGUGUCUGUCUGUGUGUCUGUGCGUGUGUGCGUGUGUGUGUGUGUGUGUGUGUGUGUGUGUGUGUGUGUGAGUGUGUGUGAGUGUGUGAGUGUGUGUGUGUGUGUGUUUGUGUGUGUGAGUGUGAAUGCAUCUGUGUGAAUGUGUGUUUGUGUGUUUGUGUUGGAGUUUUUGUGUAUAUAUGCAAUGGUGUGCCUAUCCAUACGGUGAAGUAAAGCAAUGUAGAUCUGCUUUAAGCUCUUCCUGUCUGAUGUGUGUGUUCCAGUGUUGUACGCUUUUCGAAUGCUCAUGGCUAUCCUUGUGUAUGCUCGUGCAUACUUUUUAUAUGAUUGUGUAUGCUUGCUAGUUCUCUGCUGCUUCUUGCGCUACAUGACCUUGCCCCGUCUUUGCUUCGCCUAGUCAUGUCGUUGACGAGUUUUUUAGAAGCAUUGCAAUCUUUGCCGACUCAAAGUCCUUCAUGUUUAUCACGGGUUUUUUGCCGCCUGCUGCCUUUUGUAAAUUUGCUCAAUUCACCAGCAAAAUCCUGCUUACUGUUAGUUGGUUCUUCCUCCUCCCCUCCUCCCCUCCUCUCCCCUCCCCCCGCUAGAUUUGCUGCCAUGGUUACAGAGCUGACGGCGCAUUUGCUAUGCAAGGAGGCACUGUUUGUGAGUUUUGCACUUUGUUGGCGCUAGUCUGGGUCAGUUUACUCAGCUCUUCGUUCUUUCCGUAUUUCAACACGUCUAUUUUGAAGAGUGGUUUCCAAGAUCCUGGUACUUACCAGGUCUCUGAUCCAACUUUCUCCGUUGAUGUUGGAGGCCAUGCAUGCAGA